Anthostomella pinea is the source of this 1500-nucleotide messenger RNA. The record is from the annotation of a GenBank genome assembly. NCBI's taxonomy places the organism in Eukaryota, Fungi, Ascomycota, Sordariomycetes, Xylariales, Xylariaceae.
AUGAGCCUACGGUCGCCCGCCAACGUCUUCCGCUUCUAUGCCCGCGAUAGCCUCUGCCGCCGCUGCAGUUACCUGAAAACAGCUUCUUUUUCCCACACCACCUCGUCCCGAACUGCCCUCGCCUCGAGCUCGCCCCGCCUCAAGGCCGACUACUUCGUAUCCAAUGCAUUUGCGCCGCGCCUGCACGACGACCGCAACAGUCGAUCCCGCUCCUCCACCGCCCCCAACCAUCGCAACGACCGCAACGAUGAGAACCGCGACCUCCCGCACCGCCGGCGACAGGCAGCGAAACGCAUCGCUAGCUCGAGAGGCACAGUGUUGAACGGUACCACAGCCGAAGCUCCGUUGCCUCCAGAUGCCUCCUCGUUGCUCACAACAGCCUCCACACGGCAUCCUGCCAACUGCCUACGCCGACAGCUCUCGCUGCUCCUCUCCCUCUCGAAACCCCGCCUCACCGUCCUGGUCGUCCUCACCGCCAUGGCCCCCUACGCCCUGUACCCCGUCCCGGCCUUCCUGUCUCCGUCCAUCGGCCUCGAUACCCCCUCCCUGUCGCCGUUGACGCUGGUCUUUCUCUCCACGGGCACUCUGCUCUGCUCCGCCAGCGCCAAUGCUCUCAACAUGCUAUACGAACCUGCCUGGGACGCCAUGAUGACGCGGACGAGGAACCGCCCGCUCGCUCGGGGCUUGUUGUCGCAGCGCAAGGCCAUCGCUUUCGCCGCACUCGCCGCGCUGACGGGGGUCGGCAGUCUCUACUUUGGCGUGAACCCGACCGUCGCCUUCCUGGGCGCCGUCAACAUCGCGCUCUACGCCGGGGUCUACACGCCGCUGAAGCGCGUGUCGUGGCUGAACACGUGGGUCGGCGCCAUCGUGGGUGGGAUCCCGCCCCUGAUGGGCUGGGCAGCAGCCGCCGGUGAGUCCGCGACGGGGAACGGCUCGUUCAGUGAGCUGCUCCUCACCUCGGAUGCCGUGGGCGGCUGGUUGCUCGCCGCACUCCUGUUCGCCUGGCAAUUCCCGCACUUCAUGGCACUAUCGUGGCCGAUCCGCGACGAGUACAAGGCCGCCGGUCACCAAAUGCUGGCCUGGGUCAACUCGGCGCGCAACGGCCGCGUGGCGUUGCGGUACAGCCUCGUCUUCAUCCCGCUGUGUGUCGCGCUCUGCACCGCGGGCGUCACUGAGUGGAGUUUCGCCGUGACGAGCCUGCCCGUCAACCUGUGGCUUGCGCGCGAGGCCGUUCUCUUCUGGCGCCACGGAGGCUUCAAGGGGAGCGCUCGGGGCUUGUUCUGGGCCAGCGUCUGGCAUCUGCCGGCCGUCAUGGUUUUGGCCCUCGUGCAGAAAAGGGGCAUGUGGGGGCGCGUAUGGCGCAGCGUCGUCGGCGAGCCAGAACUCGACGAUGAGGACUACGACGAUUGGAUAGACGAGGCCGUCGCUGGAGCUGGACCUGCUGUUGGCCAGGCCAGGGUAGGGGCAGGGGCUGGGGUGCCUCCCAUCGCAUCCAGGUGA